Molecule: messenger RNA, 2811 nt
Organism: Rhodotorula toruloides NP11
Lineage: Eukaryota; Fungi; Basidiomycota; Microbotryomycetes; Sporidiobolales; Sporidiobolaceae
Product: AdoMet-dependent rRNA methyltransferase spb1
Exons: 11
Coding region: 1-2811 (936 amino acids)
Biological process (GO): maturation of LSU-rRNA from tricistronic rRNA transcript (SSU-rRNA, 5.8S rRNA, LSU-rRNA); rRNA methylation; maturation of 5.8S rRNA from tricistronic rRNA transcript (SSU-rRNA, 5.8S rRNA, LSU-rRNA)
Cellular component (GO): nucleolus; preribosome, large subunit precursor; nucleus
Molecular function (GO): rRNA (guanine) methyltransferase activity; rRNA (uridine-2'-O-ribose)-methyltransferase activity
Source: RefSeq, a predicted model, not a curated record
AUGGGAAAGGACCAGAAGAAGACGGGAAAGGGCCGUCUCGAUAAAUGGUACCAGCUCGCCAAAGAGCAAGGCUACCGCGCCCGUUCGGCCUUCAAGCUCGUCCAGCUCAACCGCAAAUACGACUUCCUCGCCUCGGCACGCUGCGUGAUCGACUUGUGCGCGGCACCAGGAGGAUGGCUUCAAGUCGCCGCCAAGCAGAUGCCGGCGCAGAACUCGAUCAUUAUCGGUGUCGAUUUGGUUCCCAUCAAGCCUAUUCCGCGGUGUGUCACGCUGGUGGAGGACAUCACGACCGAGAGUUGUAGGAGGGCGUUGAGGGCCGAGAUGAAGGACUGGAAGGCGGAUGUCGUCCUGCACGACGGAGCGCCGAACGUCGGAUCCGCCUGGGUUCAGGACGCCUUCACGCAAGUCGAGCUCGUCCUAGCCUCUCUCAAGCUCGCAGUGGAGUUCCUCCGUCCGGGCGGCACAUUCUGCACCAAAGUCUUCCGUUCGAAGGACUACAACUCGCUCUUGUGGGUCUUCAACCAGCUCUUCACCAAAGUCGAGGCGACCAAGCCUCCUUCGUCGCGUAAUGUCUCGGCAGAGAUCUUCGUCGUUUGCCAGGGGUACCUCGCGCCUGCGAAAAUCGAUCCGAAGCUCCUCAACCCCAAGUUUGUCUUUGCCGAGGCGGACGGAGUCGGACUCGACGACGACGAGCGCAAGAUUACCGAGAUUGACGCGGCGGGCGACGAUGUCGAUGCCGAGUCGGGCAAGGGCAAGAAGAAGGUCAAGACGUCGGUGAACCCUCUCGCGAAACUCGACGGAAAGGCCGUCACGACCAAGGACGUCAUGACGCCCGCGUCGCUCAACGUCUUUGCGCCGGAGAAGAAGCGCAAGCAGCGUGAGGGUUACGACGACGAGGAUCGGAUCUUGUACCGCGAGUGCAGGGUCAUGGAGUGGGUUCGACACCAGGACCCGAUUGGCGUAUUGAGUAUGGUCAACAAGAUGACCUGGGCCGAUGACGAGGACAAGAAGCUGCUGAAGAACCCGCUCACGACGAGCGAGAUCAAAGCGUGCGUCGAGGACCUCAAGGUGCUCGGCAAGAAGGACUUCAAGAUGCUCCUCAAGUACCGCGCUGCGAUCCGUGAAGACCUCGGCUUGGACGUCAAGGUCGACGAGAAGGAGGAGGUUACGGAGACGAUCGACGUUCAGCCGCUCGACGAAGAGGAGCAAAUCACGCAGGAGCUCGAACGCCUCGCGCGUGAAGAAGCGCUCAAGAAGCGCCGCGACCGGCGCCGCGUGAACGAGAAGAAGCAGCGCGAAGUGCAGCGCAUGCAGCUCAACAUGGUCACGCCUAUGGAUAUCGGUCUCGAGCGCCAGGACGGGGUUGAUGAUGCAGACAUGUUUGAUUUGGGCGAGGUCGAGGGCGGGAAGGAGCGCAGGGGUGUGAAUGGGGAGUUGGGCAGCGAUGCGGAUGAGGGUUUGAGCGAGGAGGACGAGGAGGAGGUUGCGCGAAAGAGGCAGAGGAGGUUGCCGCUCAACCCGAUUCCGGAGGCGGCGCUCGCUGCUCAGAACGCCGAGGACGACGACGAGGACGUGUCGGACACGGAGCGUCGGACUCGUCGGCUUGAAGAGUCCCUCGACAUCCUCUACGACUCGUACCAGCAGUCGAAGCUUGAGCGCGACGCCAAGCACAAGGUCAAGGAGCAGCGGAGGAAGAAGGCGCUGGCGGAGGGCGGCGAGUUCAAGGGUCUCGACGACGAGGCGCAGGACAGUGACGAGGAGUCGGAGGAGUCGGACGGGAUCGACAGCGACCCUGCGCCGCAGCCUUCGGACGACGAGGACUCGUCGGACGAGGAGGAAGAGCCCGUUGCCCCGACCGCGUCGACUUCCAAGGCUGGCUUGAUCACCUCUCUCAAGCAGAACAAAAUCCUCUCGACGAGCGCCAAGUCGCGUCAGGCGGCGAUGUGGUUCGACCAGCCUGCGUUCAAGGGCUUGCCUGGCGGUGGGCUGGAGGCGCUUCUUGGUGGAAGCGGGUCGGACGACGAGGAUGACGAGAUGGAUGGUGACGAGGAGGACGCGAGUGAGGAUGACGAGGGCGUGCGGACUGUCUGGGACGAGAUGGGCGAGGGAUCGGACGAGCAGGAGGAGGACGACGAGGAGAGCGACGAGGAGAGCGAUGACGACUUCCGUGGCGCGAGGGAGGAGUUCGUCGAGGACGAGGACAUGGAGGAUGAGGCCGACAUUGACGCGCAGGAGCAAGCCGAGGUCGAAAAGGCGCAGCGGAUAGCCAAGCUCGGCUUGACGACCGCCGAGGCGAUGACUCUCGCCCAGCAGCUCGUCAACCAGGAGCGGACGAAGACGCAGCUCGUCGAUGAGGGCUUCAACCGCCACACCGACAUCAUCGGCGGCGGGCGGCGACGGCCUUCCGACCUGGCGAUCCGCGACAAGCAGCGUGCGCUCAACGCCCGGCCGAUCAAGAAGGUUGCCGAGGCCAAGGCGCGCAAGAAGAUGCGCCAGAUCCGCCGCCUCGAGAAGAUGCGUGCCAAGGCGCAGGGCAUCAACGACGACGAGGAGAACGGCUUGACGGAGAAGGAGAAGGCCGCUUCCAUCGCCAAGAUCCUCGCCAAGUCGAGCAAGGCGGGCAAGCAGAAGAAGCCCGAGACCAAGGUCGUCGUCGCUCGCGGUGCCAACAGGGGUAUCAAGGGCCGUCCCAAUGGCGUCAAGGGCAAGUACAAGAUUGUCGACCCGCGUCAGAAGAAGGAGGUGCGCGCGCUCAAGCGCAUCGCCAAGCGCGACCGCAAGAACGGCGGCAGGCGCAAGGCGAACAAGUGA